AUCAGUUUUUAAAAUGCCUCUCAAUCGGUUGCAUUACUACAGUUUCAUGACCUGGCUGACGGGUCUGAACGGCCUCAAUACCUUCUACUACGUCGGCGGAAGCAAUAGAAUUAGGAAUUCUUCGCUACUACAGAUGUAUUGUUUUGUCCAUCACUUGCUAUGUGUCCUAGGCCUGGCUAUCAUGCUCAACUCUUCCUGGGGUAACAUUCGCAUUUGUGGGACUAUCCUGACUCUAGGAGCGACCUGCUCCUUUGCCAUCAACUCGUGCUGGGAAAAAAGCCAAGGCAUUCGGAAAUUGGUCGAGGGAUUAGUUCGAAUGGAGGCCAAGCACUUCGAAGGACAAUCGAGCGGCUUUGCCCUGAAGAUACGGGGCUAUAUGAAACAAGUGCUUGUAGUAGUUACCCUACUAAGGAUCCACAUCUUCUAUCCGAUCUACAUUAAAAGGAUUAUACGGUAUUGGUUUCUCCUGAAUGUGGCCUGCUAUUGGCUGGUCUACAACAUGCUCUUGGCCGCUGUCUUUGGCUUCUACUGCCUCGUUUGGCAAAUGUGUCGCAGCCAAAAGCUGAUAAACGAUCGGAUGACGGAGCUCUUGACCAAGCCAAGGAUAAGGAAGCGCUCGAGUAAGAUGAGGAGGUGCCUCAAACUCUAUACGAAGCUUUUGGUCCUUUGCAAUAGUUUGAACUACGAGUACGGCCACAUAUCCAUCUGUGUCCUGGCCUGCAAAAGCUGGUUCCAGAUCACCUACGGCUACGAGAUAUUCAAAAUGGUAGCAGCCCCCAAGUCCAUCGACCUAAACCUGCCUCUGAGGUUAUUUGUGGUUCUGACCUAUAUCCUGGAUGCAGUUAAUCUAUACUUUGCCACCGAUGUGGCCGAAUUGUUCACAGCCCUGAGGGAGGACUCCUUGCGUAUCCUGCGGGAAAGUAGUCGCUUGGAUCCUAUGCUGUCCAUGUUCACCUUGAAUCUGGCUCUGCAGCCAAAGCGGGUCAUCUUUCUAAACGCGGUCGCCUUUGACCGAAAGCUGACUCUCACCCUCAUGGCCAAGACGUUGUUGUACACAGUCUGUUGGCUGCAAGGCGAUUAUAAGGAACUCAUGCAGUAGACGGUCGCAUUCAAUAGCCAAACCGUCCUGCCACAAUUCUAGACUUAUUCACACGGCGUCUCCUCUUUUUUGGAGAGCUUAUUACGGAAAACACAAAAGGACUGAGUUUGUCUGCACCAUAAACCAUAGAACAUGCACAAACAUUAAAAUUGAACCAGCAGAAGCACUUGAAUGUAUUUACACAGCAAAUAUUGGCAAGACAUAUAUAUCCGAUUAUAAACAUCCAAAUACGAAAACCACAAACCUGGGAGUUGUGUGCGAUGCUUGAAUUUCGAAAGAAAGCUUGAAUUGAAAAAUGGAUGUGGCUGCAGAGUUGAAUAAAAAUGAAA
This is a messenger RNA of Drosophila ananassae, 1428 nucleotides long. RefSeq lists its product as uncharacterized. Bases 14 to 1099 code for a protein of 361 amino acids. Gene Ontology annotation, cellular component: membrane. Gene Ontology annotation, biological process: sensory perception of taste. The record is from RefSeq and is a predicted model, not a curated record. The transcript is spliced from 2 exons. Lineage: Eukaryota; Metazoa; Arthropoda; Insecta; Diptera; Drosophilidae.